ACAGGCAGAGCGGCGUGCGCCUGGCGAGACAAAGGCGGCGGACCAGGGAACAGCUAAGAAAAAGAGGUUAGCUAGAUCCAGAUACAAUUUACGGGAGGUAAUGUGCAUUAAAAUGUAAUAAACUGCGAACUGAUACGAAAAAUGACGAGCCGCUAAACGACAUCUGGCUGGAAUAGGUUAUCAUCGACAGCCUGUCCCUUCUCAUUCGUUUUUUAAAAAAAUUAUCCAACGCCCCCCAAUUUAGCGAGCUAGCUAGCAUUAGCGCACUGGUCGCCACUCACCAUUCCUUCAAGAAUCAAAAGAGAGGAACUCAAUAAAAUCGGGAGUUGGCCAAAGGAAAAGAUCGCUUUUACACCCACAGGCGACCCAAGAUUGGAUGUUCAUCCUCGGGGACUAUGCCUAGCCCCUUAUUCCACCCCGAGAUUAUGGACCACGACAUGGUAGUGAGCAGCCAGCACAACGGGGUCAGCCUGCCCCGAGAAACGGAUCAGGAGUCCCGGGACGAGGGCCAUCAGGAGGUUCUCCGCUUCGCCAUGGACCAGCUGUCACUUAUGGCCCUGGAGAAGGUGGACUGUGGGGGCGGUGGUGGAGGGCACGUUGACCCACUCGACGAGAACCAGGGUCCAGUCUCCGAGAAUUGCAACGGCGGUUAUGUCAACCUGCAGUUGCUGGAGCACCCAGGAGGCUCCCGGGAAUCCCCGACGUCCUGCUCCCCGUCUCCAGAGUACUAUGGAUCGGGCGGGUACCACAUGGCUGGCCCGCACUCUCACUCCAUGCUCGGGGAACAAAACUCAAUUAUCUGCAAUCGUAAAAGGAGUGUCAACAUGACCGAAUGCGUACCUGUGCCCAGCUCCGAGCACGUUGCUGAAAUAGUGGGAAGACAAGGCUGUAAGAUCAAGGCACUGCGUGCGAAGACCAACACCUACAUAAAGACCCCGGUGAGGGGCGAGGAGCCCGUGUUCAUCGUGACAGGGCGCAGGGAGGACGUGGAGAUGGCCAAGCGGGAGAUCGUCUCGGCGGCCGAGCACUUCUCCAUGAUCCGGGCGUCCCGCUGCAAGGCUGGGGCCACGGGUACAGGAGCACCCGGGGCGGGGGGAGCAAUCCCAGGACCCCCACACCUGCCUGGACAGACCACCAUACAGGUUCGGGUGCCAUACCGUGUGGUUGGGUUAGUGGUUGGUCCCAAGGGGGCGACCAUCAAGCGCAUCCAGCAGCAGACCCACACCUACAUCGUGACACCCAGCCGGGAGAAGGACCCUGUGUUCGAGGUGACUGGCAUGCCAGAGAAUGUGGACCGAGCCCGGGAGGAGAUCGAGACACACAUCACCUUGCGGACCGGGGCCUUCGUGGACCUCCAGGGAGACAACGACUUUCACACCAACGGAACCGACGUUAGCUUAGAGGGCCUGGGCUCGCUGGGCGCUGCUCUCUGGUCUCGGGCCAACAACCACCAUGCUGCCCCUCCACCCCCACCUCCUCCUCCACCACCGCCCCUCCCGCUGGCCAUGCACCACUCAUCUGGGAGGAAGCUGUCCUCCUUGGCCUCCUACCAUCAACAUAAGGGAGGGAUGGGCUCUGAGAGCUACAGCGCCCCCAGGAGGGCCACAGAGGGAGACAGCCCAACCAGCCCCUUCAGCACAGGCUCCAGCAGCGCUGGAGGAGGCGGGUUCACCCCUGGCCUCCCCUCUGAGGAGCUGGGCUUUGAGUUCAGCGCCGCCAACAUCUGGGCACCCUUCGUCAAUGGAGGAGGAGGGAAGGUCCCAGGCUCCUCCCAGCAGCAACCUCUCCGCCGAAACAGCAGCGGCCUGAGUGGAGGCGCCAUCACACCCCGCCUGUCCCCCACCCUGCCCCCUGACGCCGUGGUGGGACCCCUGGAUCAUCCUAUGGCCCGCCGGGCCCAGAGCGACCCCCUCAGUGCCCUCUCAUGGCUGCAGUCGGGCGGUACUGGUGCAGGGACCAUCUCCGGAGGAUCUAGCUCCAGCUCCGGAGGCUCAUCCACCGGUUACUCCUCCUGCUCAGCCUCCUCCCUGCCCGGAGGCUCUCCCACAGACUCAGAGGGCGGGGGCAGUGGAGUGGGCCUGGCCUCUGGCAUGCUGGGCCGGCUGAAGCCUGCGGCAGGCUCUGGGGCUGGAGGUCUGAUUGGUGUAGGGCCAGGGGGCGGGAGCAGGGACUGUUUUGUGUGCUUUGAGAGCGAGGUGACAGCGGCCCUGGUGCCCUGCGGCCACAACCUCUUCUGUAUGGACUGCGCCGGACAGAUCUGCCAGUCCGCUGAGCCCGAAUGCCCUGUCUGCCACAUCCCUGCCACACAGUGCAUCCGCAUCUUCUCCUAAUGAACCCCCACCCAAAGACAAGGGAGAGAAGUGGAGGUGAGAGGAGGAGGGUGUCAUCUUAAAAAACAUCACUUUUUUCCCUCUCUGACUAUCCAACAGAACUGCAGUGGGGCAUCAACUGUGGAGGAACGGACACCAACAACCUUUGCUAUUAGGAUGGGCUAUAAUGAUUACAAUAUUAGAAAUGACACUAUAAAGAUGUUGAUUUAAUUAUAAUAACUAUGACAAGAAUAAUGGUAGUAAUAAUUAUUAUUAUUAUUUCCAGACGGGCUGAUUUUGGUUCAUUCUGCAGACUGCAGAAGUAGUUGGAUCACGAGAUUUCACGGUGGACUUGUGUCUUAUCUUUCUUCAGGCCUUCAUUCUGACCUGGACAAGUUUUCAGGACUCAGCCUCUAGGUUGUCUGUCUGUAUAGUUUUCAUUCCCUCGCGUCUUCUUCAGAUAUCUCUGCCUGCUUCUUUCACAAUCCCUUUCCUUUGCCACUUUUGUAAUUAAUAACAUAUAUUUUUCGACGGAGCUGCCUAGACCUGCACCUUUCUGGUUUCUUUCCGAUGUUCUUUGACAGGAUACGAAACACUGUUUUUCUGGUCUUCUCUGUUCUCUCUAACUCUCUCUUUCUCUCAUGCUAUAGUAUAGUGAUGUAAAGGAAAGGCUUUGGGAUUGUGGUAUGAGCCUGGAACUUACUUUAAAACGGGCACAGAAAGAGACACCUAUGAGACAAGGCUGAGGGACCUCAUAGAUGUUAUGAAUGAAGACUGAAACACUUAAGAUAUUUAUGCUGUUCAAAAACUGAUAUUCGAUGUCUUGGUUUUAACGACCAGUAUAGGAAUAAUAUAAUAGUUUUAAGUUAUUUAAGGAAUAUCAGUAGUAAUGCCAUAAGGUCAGUUACUCAGUCCCUGUUGGUCUGUCUUUCUCUCAAACCCUCUCUUCCUAUCUACCCUCCCCUCCCCUUCAAUAGUUCCAGAGUUGGGCUUUGUUUCUGGUUCGAUUGAAUGAAGCGGAGCCGAGCCUUGUAUUAAACCCUACUGUUGUAUUCCACGUCGAAUGCUCAGCUGACAACAGAAUGUGUAAUUGAAACAAACAUGUCUUUUUUUGGCUCCAUUCCUCUUUCUUCCCCUUGUGGAGCUCAGUGUAGACACCUAGCCAUCCACAUGACAAACUAAACCCAGUCCACCCAGAUCUUCUAUCUGAUUUGGACAGCUAAAUAUUUUUUAGAACGGUUUUGGCUUUUUCACCGUAAACUGUGGCCCGGUUUGUCCCUCACUUCUCGUCUGUCUGUCUCUUUGUCUGUCUGUCUGUCUCUCUUUCUCUGUCUGUCUCUCUUUCUCUGUCUGUCUCUCUUUCUCUGUCUGUCUGUGUUUCUCUCUCUUUGUGUGUUGAAGUCCAACAGGAGUAUAUUGGUCUUGGUGAUGUCACACACACACACACACAGGAAUGUCUCUGCCAAUAGGGAUCUUGGUUAAGAGGAGGCGGCCCGUCCCCAGUAUUAAGGGGCGUCAGAAUGAGCCGUCUCUCUCUGCACUGCAAACCUUGAGCGACACAUUGUAACGUUUUUAUCCCCCAGCUAAGCUCUUUUUCUCCUAGUCUAACCCCGGAUCACCCAGCCCAUGCGGCAGUGGCAUCCUGGGAGAUAUGUUUUCUGUCUAUUUUCUUUCUAGUUCACAUCAACUGCCUCUCUCCUAUGGUGUUUUUAACUAUGAUGUGGACAGGUUGGUUUUGUUGUGACGGUACGGUACACAGUUGUAGUAUGUAGCCCUUUGAACGUAUGUACGGAUGUAUUCGUAGAAUGAGACAAGCCAUGAUAAACAAGAUUAAAAACAGGGCUUCCUAUGAGCACACACACUACAUUUUCAGGUGUUUAACGUUCUCAUUGGUGACAACAGCGAGAGUAAUAAAUGUAUCCAAUAUGGCAGCUAGUAGCUAUUUCAUCCAGGGCUUCCAGACACUAUGUGUUCAAACCCAAACAGCUGCAGAAUGUGUUGCUUGUUCUUUUCUCUCUGGUCCAAGUCUAUAGAACAGUAGUCAACCUUGUUUUUUGGUCAACCCUGUUAGUACCGGUCUGUCUCAGUGGUCAACCCUGUUAGUACCGGUCUGUCUCGGUGGUCAACCCUGUUAGUACCGGUCUGUCUCGGUGGUCAACCCUGUUAGUACCGGUCUGUCUCGGUGGUCAACCCUGUUAGUACCGGUCUGUCUCGGUGGUCAACCCUGUUAGUACCGGUCUGUCUCGGUGGUCAACCCUGUUAGUACCGGUCUGUCUCGGUGGUCAACCCUGUUAGUACCGGUCUGUCUCGGUGGUCAACCCUGUUAGUACCGGUCUGUCUCGGUGGUCAACCCUGUUAGUACCGGUCUGUCUCGGUGGUCAACCCUGUUAGUACCGAUCUGUCUCGGUGGUCAACCCUGUUAGUACCGGUCUGUCUCGGUGGUCAACCCUGUUAGUACCGGUCUGUCUCUGUGGUCAACCCUGUUAAUUCACGUCCAUUGUCUGUGAACAAAUUAACAGAAGGCCCUGUUCCAAUACUUUUCAACUGCAGCCUUCCUUUCUCCCCUCACACCUUGAGGUACUAUUCAGUGAUCUACCAUGUGUGGACAGGUGUUCCUAGCAAUAAGGUCACUUCAGAUCAGUGACUGCCUUCAGGGAGGGAGAAGGAAAAUAUGCAUUUGAAGAGAAUGAACACUCUUCACAUAGGCAGAGCUGAAGCCAAGCUACUUUUUAACAAUCCACUUCUGUGUGUCUAAGAUGCGUGACUAAACGAGCUAGCCAAGUGAAGGGGACAGCAGCUUGACGUCUUAAUCUGUAAUCUAAUAGUCAACCCUCAUUUAGAUGCACAAUAUCUCCCCCAACUUGAAACACUCUCCAUGUCUACAGAUGUGCAGCUAGUAGCCACUGAGGACUCCCAUUUUACUGAAGACUACUCUAAUGGUGCGUUGGUGCAAACUUGCUACUGACACAGAUACUGUUUUUAGAAAAAAGGAACGGCCAUCUAGGGCAGCACAGGGGCACAGCGUCCCCUCUCCUGCUCCUCUUUUAAGAAUGAACUGUACAACCCUGACCACCCCGUGGUCUCUUUCUCUCUACCCUCAACAUGAGAGUGAUCGAUCUGUGUAAACUGGCAACCUGUCCCUGCUGGGCUUGAUGUCAAACAUUUAGUUAUCUCUGCUCCUUCAGACACAAGUUAGGUGCAGGGGAGGACGUGACCAUGUCUUUUUAAAGGAACAGCUAGACUGAGUGUUUGUGUGAGUCUCCUUUAGUGUUAAGUGGAGGCCAAUUUUAAAAGGGCCCCUUUUUUCCAGAACUGCCCAUGACUUCUGUCACUUAAUGUCCGUAGUUGAAUUUGCCAGGUGGUUCUGGUGUAGGUUCUGGUCUGGUUGUUUCACUAGUAAACUCUUUCCCCAUGGUCCAGAGUGUUAUGGUAAUGUACAGUAACAAACAGCUAAAAGGUACAGAAUAUUCUCAUAUUCUGCAGAUUCAUUUUUUUCUGAACUUCACCCCUCUCCUUUAGGUUUGAAAACAGGGUUUAUAGAGGCUCGUUGAGGAAUGACCUCUGACCUUUUUGUGACAGAGGUGGGCCCAGAGAGUGCCACGCCCAUCUGGGCAAGCCGCUCCCCCUGAAACUCUGCCUUUCUAUUUGCUUUAAUUCUUUUUGUAUGCAGAACCAAAAUGUUACAUCAGCAAACAAGGUUUCAGGCCUGACUUGUAUGUAUAUACCCUGAAUACAAUCAAUGGGAUCUCGUUUUUAAAAAAGUUACCAGACUUAAGUAAUGAAGUUAAGUGUAGUUUUUAAAAACAUGUAUAAUUAUUUGUAAGUUAACCAUAUGCAUGUCUUCAAGCCAUCAGGCAUUAGAGGGGAGAAACUUUUUACACAUUUUUAUUUUUACAAUUUAUUUGCUUAAAUACCUAAAUAUCCCAGACAAUAAUGUGACCCUUUUUUUAUUACUUCUAAAUGAUUUUUUUAUUUCCCAUAUUUUCCCCUUUAUUUCCUGUGUACUACAUAUACAUAUAGCCAAUUUUAUAACAAAAUGAGAAAAUUAUUGAAGAAAUUUUUAAAUUGAAAUAUAUUUUAUUUGAAAGUUUAUGGACCUUUUAACCGUGAGCCGGAACAAUUGUAUACGCAUAUCAUUUGAGCUGACUUGACGGUUAUGAGAAAUGUAUCAAGAGUUUUAUUUUUUAUGCUUCUUUAAUAAAAUCUUGUUUUUGGUUUCUUUUUUUACUGUAAAACAAUAA
Oncorhynchus nerka (sockeye salmon) is the source of this 6550-nucleotide messenger RNA. Its product is annotated as RNA-binding protein MEX3B. NCBI's taxonomy places the organism in Eukaryota, Metazoa, Chordata, Actinopteri, Salmoniformes, Salmonidae. Gene Ontology annotation, molecular function: RNA binding. The coding region runs from base 396 to 2330 and encodes 644 amino acids. The record is from RefSeq and is a predicted model, not a curated record. The transcript has 4 exons.